CCCACUGUGUGGUACUGCCCACGUGGUUCCGGCAGUCAAGAUGGCGGGAGCGGCCACCCAGGUUUCUGUGGAGUCGGCCCCAAGGAUCAUGAGGCUGGUGGCCGAAUGCAGCCGCUCCAGGGCCCGCGCAGGAGAGCUGCGGCUGCCGCAUGGGACAGUGGCCACUCCUGUGUUCAUGCCAGUGGGCACGCAGGCCACCAUGAAGGGCAUCACGACCGAGCAGCUGGACGCUCUGGGUUGCCGCAUCUGUCUGGGCAAUACCUACCAUCUGGGUCUAAGGCCGGGACCCGAGCUGAUCCAGAAAGCCAACGGUCUCCACGGCUUCAUGAAUUGGCCUCAUAAUCUGCUAACGGACAGCGGCGGUUUCCAGAUGGUGUCGCUGGUGUCUCUGUCCGAGGUGACGGAGGAAGGCGUCCGCUUCCGCUCCCCCUACGACGGCAAUGAGACCCUGCUGAGCCCGGAGAAAUCCGUGCAGAUCCAGAACGCGCUGGGCUCAGAUAUCAUCAUGCAGUUGGAUGACGUGGUCAGCAGCACCGUGACCGGGCCACGCGUGGAGGAGGCCAUGUACAGGUCAAUCCGUUGGCUAGACCGGUGCAUUGCAGCCCAUCAGCGGCCGGACAAGCAGAACCUCUUCGCCAUUAUCCAGGGGGGGCUGGAUGCAGAUCUCCGGGCCACCUGCCUUGAAGAGAUGACCAAGCGGGACGUGCCUGGCUUUGCCAUCGGUGGCCUGAGCGGGGGUGAGAGCAAGGCACAGUUCUGGCGGAUGGUGGCGUUGAGCACCUCUCGGCUGCCUAAGGACAAGCCCAGAUAUCUGAUGGGGGUUGGCUAUGCCACGGAUCUGGUGGUCUGCGUGGCUCUUGGAUGUGACAUGUUCGACUGUGUCUUCCCUACACGGACAGCGCGCUUUGGCUCUGCCCUGGUGCCCACCGGGAACCUGCAGUUGAGGAAGAAGGUGUUCGAGAAGGACUUCGGCCCCAUAGACCCGGAGUGCACCUGCCCCACGUGCCAGAAUCACAGCCGCGCCUUCCUGCACGCACUCCUGCACAGCGACAACACCGCCGCGCUGCACCACCUCACGGUGCACAACAUCGCUUACCAGCUGCAGCUCAUGAGCGCAGUCCGCACCAGCAUUGUGGAGAAGCGCUUCCCGGACUUCGUGCGGGACUUCAUGGGCACCAUGUACGGGGACCCCACCCUCUGUCCCACCUGGGCCACUGACGCCCUGGCUUCCGUGGGAAUCACACUGGGCUGACCUGGCAUUGGGGGAGGGAGGUGUUAGAAGAUACUGAAAGCUUUCUUUUUGGAAGUUUGUUUUUUUUUUUAAUUGUGACUUA
Sapajus apella (tufted capuchin) is the source of this 1334-nucleotide messenger RNA. RefSeq names its product queuine tRNA-ribosyltransferase catalytic subunit 1 (gene QTRT1). The transcript has 10 exons. Lineage: Eukaryota; Metazoa; Chordata; Mammalia; Primates; Cebidae. Gene Ontology annotation, cellular component: cytosol. The coding region runs from base 41 to 1252 and encodes 403 amino acids. Gene Ontology annotation, molecular function: tRNA-guanosine(34) queuine transglycosylase activity. The record is from RefSeq and is a predicted model, not a curated record.